UCGCUUCGCUUCAUUCCGUCGAUUCUGCUCCCUCCUGUGGUUCUGUCUUCUGCUGCUGCGCCGGUGCGGGGCCUCUCCAAAUUUUUCAUUGUGCUUGCUGCCGUUCGCCUACAAAAACCUCCAUGCUUCCAGUCAUUCUCAUAGGAAUUUUAGCCCUUCUAUGUGUCCAGCUUUUAGUGGUUUUAUUCCUGAUGACAUCUUACGGAUGUGCCCUAGUCGGGGUUUGCGAGAAGAAAACGGCAUGCGUAGAGCCAGGUACAAAGGUUCUUGUGGAGGUGUUCUACGAGUCGUACUGCCCCGACAGCAAACGAUUUGUUUUGGAGCAGCUGAAUUCAACGUACCCUGAGCUGUCCAGCAUCAUUGAGCUGGACCUGGUACCAUACGGGAAAGCAUCUAGAACGCUCUUGCCCAAUGGUUGGAGCGCGUUCGAAUGCCAGCAUGGCGAGCAGGAGUGUUACGGAAAUCUUCUGCAGUCCUGCGCUAUUCACUUCUAUCCAGACCCAAAACGUCAUCUUCCGUUCAUCGCGUGCAUGUUCAACUCUCGAUCACCAAACAGUGCCUACCUUCCUUGCCGGAGGAGCGCCGGUUUUGAAGAUGAUGUGCUGGACCAGUGCAACAGAGGCAAGCAGGGUAACGACCUCCAAGUACAAUAUGCCAAGCAGACAGAGAGCGUGAACAGUAGAAAACGCCUCGAAUUCGUACCUUGGAUCCGACUUAAUAAGCAUGAUAGGAUGUACGAAGCAUUCACCGAAUUUAAGAUGACUGUCUGCAAGGAGUACAGGAAAAUGCUCCAGGCAGCCUGUGAUAGUGAAAGCAGCAUUCAACAGUCUAUUCCAUCGGUUUGCCGGGGACUCGUCAACUGAAUUGCCCAAGCAACUUCAACCAGGACUGCCCACUGCAAUAGUGCAACACCUUCUCUUCUACCUACUGUUCAGGGCAACGACAUUUUUAACCACAGAGCAAGAAUUUUAUCGACGGAACAUUUUAAUGUGGCGCGGCAGAAGAUAAUGUCAGCCGUCCAUUUAGUCUUUUUUUUGUCCUAAUCUCCUUCGCGGUGAAAACUGCGAAGGUGAAAUUUGUUGCACAAUGUGGGCUGGUUUGAUAACCAUGCCAUAUUUCUAUUGCUGAAAAUCAAAACUAUUCACAAUGAAUUGCAUGUGUUUCUAUAUCUUCAUAUGAUUUCAAGAGAAAAUUUAGCUAUUCAUUUUUUUAACUUCUUCAAAAGCGCACAAAGGAGUGCUAAGCCACGCACUGUUUCCAUGGCUACGUGAUAACCAUGUGUUCCCAUUUACUUGCGCGGAAAGGUUUAGGAAAAUGGAUGUGAACAUCGUCGUGUUCCCUUAAAUCUGUUAUAACUACAACUAGGUAGCAGUACUAGGUGAUCUCUGAAUAUAUAUGCGCAGACCCGUAAUUUUCCACGCUUAACGACUUAAAGGUACUGCUAAGUGAAUGUACGCAUAGCCACAAAGUAAGGUCACUUUUUCACUGCUUAUGAUUGUGGUGAAUGAAUUCCGCGGUACAGUCACAUGCAGUGCGCGUGAAAAUACGUAAUUCACUGUCAUUCAAGUGAGUCAUAUGCAGUGUAAAUCGUGAUACGCAUUCUGCUGUUGUGAGGGAGUGUGCAAGCUGUCUUCGAUCAAACUGUGUUGUAUUGCCAUACUAAUUUUGCGAUCAAAUUUUUAGUUCCGUGACGUCGAGUGAACAUCAUAUUCCAUAAUAAAAUGAAGAAUGGGUACUGUACAUAGUAUACAUUUUUUUAUUUUUUAAACUCUAGUUCAGUAUAACGACUACGCGGAAUAAAACGAUUUGUGUAUACA
Ornithodoros turicata is the source of this 1817-nucleotide messenger RNA. Its product is annotated as gamma-interferon-inducible lysosomal thiol reductase-like. Gene Ontology annotation, molecular function: oxidoreductase activity, acting on a sulfur group of donors, disulfide as acceptor. The transcript is spliced from 8 exons. Bases 123 to 863 code for a protein of 246 amino acids. Lineage: Eukaryota; Metazoa; Arthropoda; Arachnida; Ixodida; Argasidae. The record is from RefSeq and is a predicted model, not a curated record.